This is a messenger RNA of Trichoderma aggressivum f. europaeum, 2322 nucleotides long. RefSeq lists its product as uncharacterized. The record is from RefSeq and is a predicted model, not a curated record. The transcript has a single exon. Gene Ontology annotation, molecular function: RNA binding. NCBI's taxonomy places the organism in Eukaryota, Fungi, Ascomycota, Sordariomycetes, Hypocreales, Hypocreaceae. Gene Ontology annotation, cellular component: 90S preribosome; nucleolus; preribosome, small subunit precursor. Gene Ontology annotation, biological process: ribosomal small subunit export from nucleus; endonucleolytic cleavage to generate mature 5'-end of SSU-rRNA from (SSU-rRNA, 5.8S rRNA, LSU-rRNA); endonucleolytic cleavage in ITS1 to separate SSU-rRNA from 5.8S rRNA and LSU-rRNA from tricistronic rRNA transcript (SSU-rRNA, 5.8S rRNA, LSU-rRNA). The coding region runs from base 1 to 2322 and encodes 773 amino acids.
AUGCCGAAACCACGAACAAAACGAGGAGGCGACCGCGACGAGCGCAAGAGGAAGCGAUACGACGACACCGAAGCGAAUUUCGACGCCGACACCAAGCGCCGGCGUCGAGAUGACGAGGCCAACGGCAACGAAUACGGAUAUGGCGACGAAGAAUUCUCACAACACCAAGGCCAUGCUGGCGAGAGGGAAUUCUUCGGCAUGCUGGCUGAUGACGAGCAAGAAUACUUUCGACGAGCGGAUGAGAUGCUGGAACUGAACCAAUUCCCGACCCCCGAGGAGCGAGACAUCUUUUUGCAGAGCGUCUACCGUGAAGCAAAAGGCAAGGAGCUCAAGGUCGCCAGCAGCCAGUCUUGCUCUCGGCUGAUGGAGCGACUGAUACAACUCGCCUCCACAGCCCAGAAAAAGCAAUUGUUCGAGGCAUUUGGUGGCCACUUUUUGUCGCUGGUGCAGCACCGCUUUGCUAGUCAUUGCUGCGAGGCGCUGUUCCUCCGAUCUGCUGGUGUUGUCACUCAAGAGCUUGCUGGUUUUACCGGUUUUGUCAUGGAUACCAAGGGUGCAGAUGUCGAUGCGCAGCAGCCUGAAGCUUCCAUGGAGCAUCUAUUCUUGGCGACAUUGGAUGAGCUUGAGGGCAGCUUGGGUUAUCUCAUCACUGACCGAUUCGCUUCACAUACUCUGCGAGUCUUGCUACUAGUAUUAUCCGGAAUGCCUCUUGAAGAGCAGUCGUCGCGUACGCUAUUAAAGAGCAAGAGGAAGGAGAAGAUCACAGUUGUCGGAUCUACAGCGGCAGAUGCGCAAAACCACGGCAAGCGAGCAGUGCCGGCAUCUUUCACCAUGGCGGCCAACAAGAUCAUGCGAGACUCGGUAGCAGGAAUGGAUGCCACUGGAAUACAAGUCCUGGCCAAACACCCCAUUGGCAACCCGAUCCUUCAGCUCAUCCUGGAACUUGACUUAACACUCAACAAGGGUGAACCCAAGGGCGAGGAUGCAAACGCUGGUGAUACUUCCCCUUCUCUUCUCCAGCUACUUCUCCCCGACGCUCCCCGAUCACUGUCUGAUGGCUCUUCUGCGGCUUCCGAAUUCGUCAACGGCAUGAUCUACGACCAGAUCGGCUCGCGACUUAUCGAAACGCUUGUCGCACAUGCGCCGGGCAAGAUUUUCAAGGCUCUCAACCAGAAUAUAUUCCUACCCAGGAUACAAGGCUAUGUCCGCAACGACAUCUCAUGCUAUCCUGCUAUCAAGGUGCUUCAACGACUGGGCAAGGACGACCUCGCAAAGGCUGUCGAUCAAAUCGCGCCUACUAUUCCCCAGCUGGUCUCCAAAGCAAGAUAUAACGUUUUGUCGACCCUCUUUGAACGAUGCGCGGCUAGGAACAUCAAUGACGAAAUUAAAAAGUUGAUGAAGGGCUUAAAGGAGGGAUGCGGCAGCCAACCCGCUGAUUUAGUCAUGACGUUGUGUUCGUUUUCAGCCAGCGAAGAGGAAGAGAAGAAAAAGAAGAAGGAUGUUACGCAAGUAACCAAGAACGAAUAUGCUGUCCAAUCCCACGGCGCCAAUCUACUUACCACUUUGCUCUCAAUAUCCGGCCCAUCAAAGGGUGUCCAAGAAUCCAUCCUUGCUUUGCCGUCCGACAUUGUCCUCCGCCUCGCCAACACGUCUCUACCAACCGUUUCCGUCCUCACCACCGCCAUCAACACUCCGUCUUCCAACUCCAUUUUCCAAAAGAGUCUCAUUAACACACUGAUGCCACACAUGCCCGACCUGGCAACAUCCCAGUAUGGCCACAACCUUAUCAACGCCAUCGCCGAAAUCCCCAGCAAGGGUAAGGAUUGGAGCAUCCCUCAGCACAUGAAGGAUCGGAUCAUGGCCGCCCUCGGAGCGCACGAAUCCCAGCUGAGAGAGUCAUGGAUGGGAAGGAGCGUCUGGAGGACGUGGAAGGGAGAUAUGUGGAAGACACGACGGUUUGACUGGAAGAGCUGGAUGAAGGAGUUGGAUGAGACCAAGGCUCCGGCUGCGGCUGCGCCUAAGAACAAGGGGGAGGCCAAGGCGAAUGGCGAGAUGAAGGCUGUCAAGGACGACGAGGAUGUUGAGCAGAAGCUUGAAAAGGCAGAAGAAAAUGACGAGGUAGCCGUCGAAGAUGGUGACGAAAAAGAAGAGAAGAAGGAGAGAAAAGAAAGAAAGGAAAAGAAAGAAAAGAAGGAGAAGAAGGAGAAAAAGGAGAAGAAAGAGAAGAAAGUCAAAGAAGAUGGCGAGGAGCAGGAAAAGAAGAAGAAGAAGAAAAAGAAGUCAAAGGACGAGGACGUCGAGAUGGCUGAUGCUGAAGAGUGA